Asparagus officinalis (garden asparagus) is the source of this 1699-nucleotide messenger RNA. Its product is annotated as cytoplasmic 60S subunit biogenesis factor REI1 homolog 1. Gene Ontology annotation, biological process: ribosomal large subunit biogenesis. Lineage: Eukaryota; Viridiplantae; Streptophyta; Magnoliopsida; Asparagales; Asparagaceae. The transcript has 5 exons. Gene Ontology annotation, cellular component: preribosome, large subunit precursor. The record is from RefSeq and is a predicted model, not a curated record. The coding region runs from base 163 to 1398 and encodes 411 amino acids.
ACUCUCUCCGCCGUCAUCGCUGGCGCAGACAUCAAUCAACGCCUCCGACGCGCUCUGGUAUUAUCUCUCUCCUCCUCAUUUCUAUUUCUAUAAAAAAUAAAAAUCCUCUCUCAGCUCUCACGAAGAGAGAGAGAGAGAGAGAGAGAGAGAAGGCAAAGAACGAUGCCGGUGCUAACGUGCAACGCUUGCAACAAAGAGUUCGACGACGACGCUCAGCAGAAGGUCCACUAUCGAUCCGAAUGGCACCGCUACAAUCUCAAGCGAAAGGUGGCAGGUGUCCCCGGAGUAACAGAAGCAUUAUUUCAGGCUAGGCAGUCAGCAUUAGCUGAAGAGCACAGCAAGUUGAGUGCAGGGCCCAUGUCAUACAGUUGUGCUCUUUGUGGGAAGGAAUACAGGAGUGCAAAGGCUCAUGCUCAGCAUCUUAACUCACGUACUCAUAUUAUGAGAGCUUCUCAGGAAUCAAGUCCUCAAGUUGCAGGAAUUACUAUCAUUAAGCCACUAGCAGUUCAUGCACCAAGCAAGUCAACUUCAACCAGAAAGGCCCACGAGAAGGAUGAAGAAAGUGAAGAGAGCGAAGAUGAAUGGGAGGAGGUUGACUCUUUGGAUAUGGCUUCUGAAUCUCUUAACGAUCUUCAUGUUGACGAGCAUGCUUCGGGCUCUGGUGCUGACAAAAGCGAUGACAUGGAUGAAGAUGAAGAAAUUGAUACAUCCUGUUGUUUUGUUUGUGAUGUUAAACACAAGAGCACAGAAAACUGUAUGAUUCACAUGCACAAGCAACAUGGUUUCUUCAUUCCAGACAUUGAGUAUUUGAAAGAUCCAGAGAGCCUUCUUACAUAUGUUGCUCUCAAGGUUAAAAGGGACUUCAUGUGUUUGUACUGCAAUGAGAGAUGUCAUCCUUUUCAAAGCUUGGAGGCUGUGAGGAAGCAUAUGGUAGCUAAAGGCCAUUGUAAAAUACGAUUUGGAGAUGGAGGUGAUGAUGAGGAAGCAGAAUAUGAAGAAUUCUAUGAUUACAGCAGCAGCUAUGUGGAUGCUGAAGGGAAACAGUUGGUGGCAUCAACCGACAUGGACAGCAGUGUUGAACUAGGAAGUGCAGGUGCUGAGCUUAUUAUAACUCAAAAGACUGAAAACAGAACUAUUGUUCGAACUCUUGGAUCCCGAGAAUUUCUCCGUUAUUACCGCCAGAAACCACGGCCAUCUCUUGCCACUGGUGUUGCUCUAGCUGCUUCAUUAGCCUCAAGGUACCGGAGCAUGGGCUUGGCCACAGUGCAAUCAAGAGAGCAGAUGGUGAGGAUGAAGGUCAUAAGGGAGAUGAACAAGAGGGGCGUUGAAGCAAUGCGCUCAAAGAUGGGAAUGAAGAGCAAUGUCAUCAGAAACCUUCCCAAGAAUGUCCCAUAUUGAUCUGGGGCCUUUUACCUGCGAACCGUGCUUCUCUUCAACACUGGUUAUCGAACGCUUUCCUAUCUGCAUAUUCGAAACUAUUGCUUGUUCGACAUUUUUUUGGGGUUCAAAUUUUGGUGUGAUUUAAAUAUUCUGUUUUCUGUACACCGUUGUCGAGAGGCAUUAGGUGUUCGCAACUUGUUUGGUACUUGAAUUUUGAAUUGGCCGACUCUGGAAAAGCUCAGUUUGGUGUCUUAAAAGCUCAGUGCAUUUCACAAACAGCAUCUUUUGAUUUAUAUUGUACUCUUUUGUUUUAAUCUAA